AUGCCGGGCCACCUCAAACGGAAACGCCCUAGCGGGGGACCUGGGCCCUCUGCCGCUGCUAGAAACACGGCUGCGACAGUUCCUGCGCCCGCAGCAUCACGCCGAGCGACGCGACAAAGCUCAAUCCCCCCGCUCCCCGUUCCCGAAGACCCAGAACCAAGGCGACGACGGCGAAGGGUACAACGUGCCGGUGGUGGCAGGGGCGGUGGUGACGGAGAUGGGCCUCCCAUUGAGUUGUCGCCAGCGUCCCUUUCCCCACACGGGAAGGAAAAUGUGCUGGUCCAUGUGCCAAAGCCGCUGACGCGAAUGGCUCGGCAGAACGCCGCAGAAGCGCCUUCUUCUGCCCGCCCUUCUCGCUCCAAACUCAACCUUUCCAAGUUAACAAAGUUAUCAUCUCCCGUUCGAACCAUCACGAUGCCACCACCCGAUACACCACAACCGACCACACCUUUGCGCUUUCCUCAAUCGGCAGGACGCGGCCGCCACCAAAGUAACAAUACACCACUAGUUUCGCAAUCGGUUUCGCUAGGACGAACCACGCCAAUAACUAUGGCGACUUCAGCGACCCAACCAACGCAAAUCCCGAAGCGAAGUCAAACCCAAGCACCCAGUGACGCUGCGAAAAGUACCGACGGCGCGACACAGCCGGAUCGCAAUAUUGAUAAGAUUGUGCUAGGCGACAUUUGUUUCCCGGCCUGGUACUCGUCGUACUACGGAAAAGAGCUGCUCGGUGGCGUCCCAGGCAACAGCGCCAAAAGCGGGAAUGGAACCAAAGCCAGCGGAAACCUGGCAACCUCGCUCCCGUACGAGGGAAGCAAGGAAGACACAAACAGGGCAACAGCCCACGGCCGACGCGAUCGUGACCAUCCGGGCAUCAUCAACAUGCUUUACGUGUGCCCAAGAUGUUUCAAAUAUUCCAGAGAACUAGUCACGUGGUGGGAACACGUGCACUGGUGCGAGAAGCAAGGUUACCUACCAGGUAACAAAAUUUACGCACAUCCUAAGGGCAAGCGGACCAUCAUGGUGCCGUCACAUCCAGCCCCCAAGCAGAGCAGAGGCAAACGCGGCAGCGUCGGCCAGAGAAUGAUCCAAGAGGAGGUACACGACGAGGGCGAAUGGAGCAUCCGGGAGGUGGACGGCGGGGACGACAUGCUCUUUUGCCAGAACCUGUCUCUCUUCGGGAAGCUAUUUCUCGAGACCAAAUCCGUUUUCUUUGAUGUGACAGACUUCAAAUACUUCCUCUUGGUCUACACAUCACCAGCCACCCCGCCAACCGCCGCGAACGCCACCAAAACCGAGGCACCGCCCAAGGACGAGAACAGCCGCAGUCAGAUUGUCGGCUUUUUUUCCAAAGAGAAGAUGUCUUGGGACAACAAUAACCUGGCCUGCAUCCUCGUUUUCCCACCAUGGCAGCGCAAGGGCUUGGGCUCACUGCUCAUGGGCGUCUCGUACGAAAUCUCGCGCCGCGAGGGUGUCAUCGGCGGACCCGAAAAACCCAUUUCCGACCUCGGGAAACGGGGCUACAACCACUUUUGGGCCGGCGAGAUCUGUCGUUGGCUUCUCAGCCUGACACCCACAGCCACCUCUCUCCCAACCUCGACCGCCGCCCCCGCCAACGGAGGCGCCACGGCCGCGACGAGGGGAGAACCUGAACUCGUCGUGGACGUCGAGGCCUGCAGCCGGGCGACCUGGAUCGCGCCCGACGACUGCCUGGGUGUGCUGCGGGAGAUGGGUCUGGCGGGGGAGGCCGGCACGGGCCCGCCGCCCGCCUCGCGCGCGACGAGAGCCGCGGGCGCCAACACCGACGCCGCCGCUGCCGCGGAAGCGUCGUCGUCGGCGGCGGAGCCCACGGCGGCCACGGACCAGAUGGUGCGCAGGGUCCGCAUCUCGCAGGCGGCUGUGCGGGAGUGGGUUGCUAAGCACAAGGUUAGCUUGGAGAAGGCGUGUGACCCGGACGGGUUUGUCGAGGGGUAUGCCCUCAAGGGGAAAGGGAAGGCGGCGGCGGAGGAGGAGGCUGUGUGA
This is a messenger RNA of Chaetomium globosum CBS 148.51, 2022 nucleotides long. RefSeq lists its product as uncharacterized. The transcript has a single exon. The record is from RefSeq and is a predicted model, not a curated record. The coding region runs from base 1 to 2022 and encodes 673 amino acids. NCBI's taxonomy places the organism in Eukaryota, Fungi, Ascomycota, Sordariomycetes, Sordariales, Chaetomiaceae. Gene Ontology annotation, molecular function: histone acetyltransferase activity. Gene Ontology annotation, biological process: regulation of DNA-templated transcription.